AUGGCCAUUAUCUCCGAUUUCAACGAAGAGGAGCAGAAACCCACUCACUCCUCGCAAUCAUCCUCCUCUUCCUCUUCCUUCACUGCCACUUUCGACCGAUCAAACCCCCUCGCUUUUCUCCAGAGAGUCUUUGAAUUCGUCUCCGAACAGAGCGACUUUCUGGCCACGGAGGCCGCCGAGAAGCAGGUAGCAUCGCUGGUGCGCGCCGCUGGAAAGAAGAAGAGAGACCACCUUAAGGCCUCCGAGGAGAGGGAGAAGGCCGAUAAGAAGAAGAGAGAGGAACUCAAAGCCUCCGAAGAGAGAGAAAAGGCUGAGAAGAGAUUGAAGGAGGAGAAGGAACCGAAAGCAGAAGAAGAUGGCCCCUCCAGAGUUCCAAAUAAGGGUAAUGGCAUGGAUCUGGAGAAAUACUCUUGGACUCAGACUCUUCAAGAGGUUAAUGUGAAUGUUCCGGUGCCAAAUGGAACCAAAUCAAGGAUUGUUAUCUGUGAGAUUAAAAAGAACCAUUUAAAAGUUGGACUCAAAGACCAACCUCCAAUUAUUGAGGGGGAGUUAUACCGGUCUGUCAAGCCUGACGAUUGUUAUUGGAGUAUAGAGGAUCAAUGUGCACUUUCUAUUCUUUUGACCAAGCAUGAUCAAAUGGAAUGGUGGAAAUGUCUAGUAAAAGGUGAUCCUGAAAUUGAUACUCAAAAGGUUGAACCAGAGAACAGCAAACUUUCUGACCUGGAUCCUGAGACUCGACAGACUGUUGAGAAAAUGAUGUUUGACCAGAGGCAGAAGUCUAUGGGCCUUCCAACCAGUGAAGAGCUCCAGAAGCAGGAAAUCAUGAAGAAGUUUAUGGCUCAGCAUCCGGAGAUGGACUUCUCAAGGGCUAAAAUAUCAUAA
Sphenostylis stenocarpa is the source of this 882-nucleotide messenger RNA. NCBI's taxonomy places the organism in Eukaryota, Viridiplantae, Streptophyta, Magnoliopsida, Fabales, Fabaceae. The record is from the annotation of a GenBank genome assembly.